Rhodamnia argentea is the source of this 1749-nucleotide messenger RNA. RefSeq names its product putative disease resistance protein RGA4. The transcript is spliced from 2 exons. The record is from RefSeq and is a predicted model, not a curated record. Gene Ontology annotation, molecular function: ADP binding. The coding region runs from base 1 to 1749 and encodes 582 amino acids. NCBI's taxonomy places the organism in Eukaryota, Viridiplantae, Streptophyta, Magnoliopsida, Myrtales, Myrtaceae. Gene Ontology annotation, biological process: defense response to other organism.
AUGGCUUGUCGAAAAGAAGAGGAGAUACAAGAUCCCGACAUGUUAGCCAUCGGGAAAGAGAUUGCUAGAAAGUGCUCUGGAGUUCCACCGGUUGUUCGGACCGUUGGGAGUCUACUAUUCUUCAAGAAAACUAAAUUGGAAUGGUUACAUUUCAAAGAAAAAGAGCUCCCUGAAGUGUCUCAAAGGGAAGACCGCAUAAUGUCUAUUCUUAGGCUAAGUUAUUAUCACCUGCCUUCACAUUUGAAACAAUGUUUCGCGUUGUGUUCAUUAUUUCCCAAAGAUUAUGAGAUAAAGAAGCAAACUUUGGUUAAUCUUUGGGUUGCAGAAGGAUUUAUAGAGCCAUCAAAUAGAAGUCAGCAUUUAGACGAUAUUGCUCAUGGUUAUUUUAUGGAUCUACUUUGGAGUAACUUCUUCCAAGAUUUUCAAAGAGAUCCAUUCACGGAAGUGGAGACUUGCAAGAUGCAUGAUUUGAUGCAUGAUCUAGCCUGCUUAGUUGCAGGGACCGAGUGUUGGGUGGCAUGGGAUGACACAAAAUCUGUGCUGAAAAGAACUCGUCGUAUAUCUCACGGUUUAACUUUCAAUGUAAUAGGUGAACUUCCAAUCUCACGCUUCAGAGCAAGCACACUGAGAACAUUUUUUUCUGUUGUGCCAAAACCUAUGUAUGGGGAAAUGGAACAAAGAGAACCAACAAGUGAAGCAGAUUUACGCCUAAUCAUUCAAAGUUGCAAGAGCUUGCGCAUCUUGGAUGUGUAUGCCACAAAUGUCAAGAAGGUGCCAAGGUCCAUUUGUAAGUUGAAGCAUCUCACCUAUCUCGAUUGCUCUCACAAUAGUGCACUCAAACGGCUUCCUGACUCCAUUACUAGAUUGCAGAAUUUGCAAACACUUAAUCUUUACGGUUGUUCUGCCCUUGAAGAAUUGCCAAGGGGUAUAAGGGAGUUAGUCAGCUUUCGAAAUUUAUACAUAGAUGAUUGUCAGAAACUUAGUUAUAUGCCAUGUGAACUGGGGCAGUUGAGUUCUCUACAUAGGCUAACGCAUUUCAUUUUGCCCAAAGAUAAAACUCUUGCGAAGAAUUAUUGCGGACUUGGGGAACUAAAUGGGCUUAAUAACAUCCGGGGAAGCCUUAGCAUUGAAAAUUUGAAACACGUAUCAGAUGUAGUAGCAGAAUCCAAGGCUGCAAACUUGAUAGGAAAGUCUUCUCUGGAAUCUUUGGAACUCCACUGGGGCUAUCUCGAAUCUGAUGAUGCAGUUACUAGGGAUAGGGAUGAAGCUCUACUAGAUGGACUAAGGCCGCACUCAAACCUGCAGAAGUUGAAGAUCGACGGAUAUGAAGGUGAGAGCUUUCCAAGGUGGAUGAUGAACAGCCUUGUCAUUUCCUUGCCAAAUUUAGUUGAGCAAGGACUCAAGAGUCUUUGGUCCGUGGACAUCCGUUGCGUUCCCAAACUAGCAUCUCUCCCGCAGUGGCUUCUACAGCUCAGCGAUCUCCAUCUUCUUUCCAUUAGAAACUGCUUAAAUCUGAAGGCAUUACCAGAGCAGAUCGAGGCCCUUCAAUCACUUCAAUGGCUUGAAAUCAUCCGGUGCCCCUCGUUGACAUCAUUACCUAAAGGAAUGCGGGGGCUUGCAUCCCUCAAUCACCUAAGAAUCGCAGGUUGCAUGGAUUUGGAGGAGAGGUGCAAAGAAGACGCAGGCGAGGACUGGUACAAGAUUGCUCAUAUCCCGCACGUAUCUCACCAGCUCCGAUCUUAUGACUAG